This is a messenger RNA of Bactrocera dorsalis (oriental fruit fly), 5610 nucleotides long. Its product is annotated as putative nuclease HARBI1. The record is from RefSeq and is a predicted model, not a curated record. Bases 1198 to 2109 code for a protein of 303 amino acids. The transcript has 3 exons. Lineage: Eukaryota; Metazoa; Arthropoda; Insecta; Diptera; Tephritidae.
AAAUGAGAGCAACGUAUUUUCCACCACCAUUGACUGAUCUAUCACAUGUACAGUGGUGUGAACAAAAUAGAAACAACCAUAAGGUGUUGUGAAGUUUUAAAAUAUGCUGUUUUCUUAUUAAAUAAAAUUGUUUUUAGAUACAUAACAUAACAUAUAUAUCGUCACCUGAAAUGCAAAAUAACGUAUCAUCAAAAAAUUCGAAAUUGAGUGUCUUAUUGAUUACGCUUCACUACUUCAAAUUAUAUACAUAAUAUUAAAUAUGUUCAACAUUUUCUGGUUCUGCGGUCAUAUAUAAACCAGUUUUAACCAAUAUUAAUAUUUUGUUUCACUCAUGUUCCAUUUUAUUCCGUGUUUCAUUCAUGCCACUGUAAAUUUCUGAAAAUGUUGUUACGUUAAUUUGCAUUUCAGGUGACGAUAUAUUUUUUCCUAACAGUGAUUAAAAUUUCCCACCAUGCAAAGGUAAAUAAAAACAAAUUUUAUUGCGAAAUUGUAAACUCUGCAAAUUAUGUUUACCCCUUUUUGUUCACACAACUGUACAAUUCCGAUAUGAAGUAAACUUCCACCCUUAAAUUUGUGUACAAUGUCAGUAUUGCCGCAAUCACUCUGCGAUGAACAUCAAGUUACGGAGGGAUGUAAUUCAUUUUUUUCGCAAUUUUUCUCAACUUGUUAUGCCCUUCUCUCCGUAAACUUAUAUUCCCCUCAUCUAGCCCCCGUGCGCACUUUGCUAACUUUGCGGGCUAAAAAUGUGCCCAUCCCUGCUUUGGGCGAAAAUUCGCCAUGUUCACAUUGUGACUGGCGAAUGAACACAUUCGCUCAACUUUUUUGUUGCCAUACUAAAAUAAUUGAGAAAUGUCACACGAGUUCAUCCGAAAUUGACAUAUUUGACGUAUUAUUGUUAUUGUUUUGAAAUUUUAUUAUUCGCUUAUUCGUUAUUGUGUGUUUUGAAAUUUUACCGUGAUUUUAAAAAAGUGAAUAAAAAUGUUUAACAACGUAGAUUUGUAUUUUGAAGACAGUUAUGUUGAAAGGACAACAACGAAGUUACUUAGGCAGCGACGGUUCAUCAGAGAUCACUCUAAUCCCAUGGAACUUUCUUCAGUGUUGUAUCUAUUGCUAUAAAAGUGCAUAAACAAAUAUCACGUCACAUAAGUUUUUAUUAACAGAUUUAAAGAAAACUUUCGGUUAAGUAAGGACGCAUUUAUGUAUGUGCUAGACAGCAUAAAGGAAAAAUGUCCGACUAACCUAUCGUCGUCAAUAUCGCCAAUGUUGAAACUGUGCUGCGUUCUCAGAUUUUUUGCUCAUGGGAGCUAUCAGCAAACAGUGUUUAAUGAUUUCCAACUAGGUAUUGCGCAGCCCACUGUUUCGUUGAUUUUUAAGGAAAUGCUUCCGAUAUUGGAAUCCACUCUGUGCAGUGUCUGGAUCAAAACAGACAUAACUGACGAGCAGAAACGAACAAGAAGGAAAUUUUUCACCAGAGCUGGAAUUCCAAAUGUGGUUGGUUGCGUUGAUGGAACCCAUGUUGCAAUUAUUGCUCCAUGUGAGAACAAGCACUUAUAUAUGAAUAGAAAAGGAUUUUACAGCAUAAAUGCGAUGAUUGCGUGCGAUCAAGAUAUGGUUAUUCGGUGUGUUGAUGCAAGAUAUGGAGGAUCUAGCCACGACUCAUUUGUGUGGAACAAUAGCGCAUUAAAAACAUAUCUGGAGCAAACAUACCAAAGAGGAGAUCAUAAUUCGGUUUACUUAGGUGAUUGUGGUUAUCCACUACACGAGUAUCUAUGGAGGCCUUUCCGAAACGCUUUACCAGGAUCAGUGGAAUCAAAUUUUAAUAAGAAACAUGCAAAGGCAAGGAACGUAGUUGAGCGGACAAUUGGAGUGAUGAAAUGUCGUUUUCGUUGUAUACUACGUGAACGUAAACUACGAUAUCCUCCUAGUAAAGCAACUGUUAUUUCAAAUGUUUGUUGUGCUUUACACAAUAUUUGCAAACAAUAUAAUGUGAAUGAUCCUGAAGAAGAAACUUUUGUUGAUGUCGUAGUACCACUAAAACCAGUUGAAGGAAACUUCAGUGGAACAGCAGCAGAUCAUCGCCGAAGACAAAUUGCGAAUGCAUUGUCGUAGUUUAGUUGCAUCCCUAAAGUAUAUGUAAAAUAUAUGUAUGUAUCAGAGGCCUGCACGAUUAAGGUAGGCAUCGUACGAUUACGUUACUAAGUAACACUUCUGACGAUUACCACGAUGCGAAGGUAACAUUGCGCAUCGGCAUCGCGGCAUCGUGGCAUCGUACGAUUACUAUCUGGUAUCGUCAAUGGCAAAUGAAACGCUAUAGUCUUACAUGAUGUUAAUUCGUUGCUGGCUCGACAACGACUGAACGAUAGAGCAGAGCCGCUCAAAAUAAUGCGCAAUUUAUUUACCAACGCAUACAAUCACACAUUUGAUAUCUGCUAGCGUAUGAUUGUGUGCGCGCGCUUGCUUAGUACACUGAGUGAAAUCGUGCUAUUUGGUUAUUUUGUUAUUAAAAAUUUAGAAAAAAAUAAAAAAUUAUGGUUUUUGAUUAAAAAAGCAAUUAAGAACAACAAUAAUUUUAAGUUAAUUUUUUUAACUUUCCAUGAUUUUUUCCAUAUCGACUUCAAGAUCGUAAGUUUUGAUUCUCAUUAAGUCCUCUAUAUGCUUAUUCGAAACUGAAUUCCUGUAUUUCGAGUGUAUUUUUUACGCUGGCAGAAUUAGCGUCAUAGCGUACAUGCUUCGACUGCAUUUGCUUGCCUAUACUCCGAGUAUAGGCAUGAAAAAUUUUGAGCGGCUCUGCGAUAGAGCGUAAGCGUACGUGUGAAGUUAGUUUCCACAAUUGUUCUAAGAAAUGCCGACCGCCGCCGCUUGCUAACAUGUUACUUUUUUAAUUACUCGUGCAGGACUCUGGUAUGUAUAUGUAACAUAACUACAAUAAAAUAACUGAAACUAAUUUUGAAUAUGCAGAAAAUACGUUUUUUUAUUUUGAGUAUUUAAAUUUUUUUAAUUCCAAUUCUUUUAGUUUUAUUUCAAUUUUUUCUUUAUGUCGCCUAUUUUUUUCUUUAUUUUCUUCCUUCUUUCUUUCUUCUUUCAUUUUAUAAAGCGCCAAUUUUUCUUUUUUUAAUUCGUAAAUUUUUCUGUUGUAUCUAGAAAUUUCAUUACACAACGAAUUAAUAUUUUGCAUAAUACCGACAAGGCUUUCUUGCGUUUCUGCUUGUUUCUCCAAAGCCUUCAUACGCAAAUUUUCGCGGUCCUCCACUUUGCUUGUAGGCUGCACCUCGACAUCUUCCAGAUGUUCUUCUUCUAAAUAUGCAGGUGCAGGUGUAGUGCUACCAAAUGCGGCUCCGCUUGGAUUUACUGCCUGCUGCAAGCUGAGCAGCUCGUCCACGGCCUGCUCCAAAGGCGUUAAACUCCGUUGGUUGUAUGGUCCUCCACCUGUGGCUACAAUCUCUUUUCGAUUAUCUGCAAUUUUCCUUUUUAAUUUUAGCUUAUAGUCCAACCAAACCUAAGAAAUACACAAAUCAAUACAGAUAUGUACAUAUAUGCAAUCAAAAUUGUUUAUUCUUACUUUAUUCCAUUCGCUGCCACUACGUAUUGGAGUUUAACUCUGAAGCAAUACCUUCCCACAACUCCAUCCUAUUUUUUUUUUGUUGAGCCAAACAUCGCCAUUCCUCUGGCUAGCACAGGAUUUCCUUCCAUCAACUUCACGAGUACCUCAAAUUGCUUUUGAGUAUUUCGUUUUAUUCUAAAAAUAAUUAAAUUUGUAAUAAAUUAAAUACAAUAAAUAAAUUUUUAAAAUUUUACUAACGUUUUCUCCAUUUUUAAUUAGAUUCUCGAAUCAAACAAACGUUCGCCAAAUUUUGACAGUUGAGGUGAAGCGAAUUUUAUAAAUUCGCAAGUGGCAAUACCAAAUAUUCAUUUUCGCUAGUUCUUUCGCCACUUCGUGGCGAAUUUACUGUCCGCUCGCUACUCGCAAUUCGAAAUAGCGAAAUUCGCCUAAAAUUUCAUUCGCUUCGCUAGUGACAAUACCAGCCUUAAUAUUGGCCCGUGAAGAGCACUAAUUUUGGUUUGCCACAAUUCAAUGAGCAGGGCAGGGGGAUUCUUUUGUUCUUGCAAGAUUGCACGAUGACACAAAAUGCAAAAAUCCUAUACCGAAAUAUGCAGGGCCAAGAGGGCACCCAUUGUAGAAUCUAGUGAUAUAUGAACGGCCGAUUCAGUUAAUUUAUUGAGAAUGACUAUUGUGUAUGACUGUUAUGAAUUAGCACACCUUCUGCAUACAUUCUUAACAAAAAACUGUAACAAAUCUUUAUAAUUUAAAUAGAAAUUAUAAAAUCGGAUUUUAAAACUUACCUUCCUUAACAAUUUAACUACGAAAUAUUUAUUGCACAAAAAUAAACAUGGGUUUUGGUCUGCCAUAUUUUACAGCCAUUGCAAAUAAUUUUCUGCGUGUGUUUGUUAUUGUGCCGUUGCACCAAGAGGAAAAUUCUGCAAUUCGUGCACCGUGCAAGGAUUUUGCAAGAGCAAGAGAAUCCACCUAAUAGGACAAUAUCAAGUGACAGCUGUAUUUGUAUAUGGAAUAUAAACAAGUAUCAAGUGACAACUUAGGGCCGGAAAAAUAUGUCUUCCUAUAAAAUCUAUUAAACUAGAGCAAAAAAUGGCACAUCAAGUGCUAAUUGAGCUCGAUAGGGCUGCACUCCUACCUAGAGCAGGCACCGAUUAUAAUGAGUGGAAUGUAAUUUUUCAAAUAGUUUUCAGCGAAAACUGGUUUUCAAUGUGUUUUCGUUUGACAGAUUUUACAUGGAUGAAAAUACAAGCUUUAGGGCGAAAACCCGUUUUUCCCACGGAAACAUAUUUUCAUUGUCGGUCCGAACAUAGUAUUUGCUAAUCCGAAAUCUGUCGCGGACAUCUUUAUCGUCACAUGGCUUGAAGAAUUUUUGCCGGGACCCGAUUUCUUUUGUUCGUCGCAUUAUUAUAAUAUUCCACAGGUCAUCGUAUUCUGAGUCCCUGUCAAAAUCCCAAUUCGAUUCCAUAUUUUUUUCACAAAAUAUAAUUUAUUUCAAAACAAAAAUCAGCUGUUAUGUAAGCACUGCUUAAGUCUCGCUUUUCAGUACUUAAGCAUAAAAUACAUAAGUAUGAACUGUAAAACACUAUUUUCCUGUUUUAUCUUAAGUACAACAUAAGUAUGGACUGUGAAACCGGGAAUUAUUGUGAAAUGAAAUACGUAAACGUAAAGAUAUCUUAGACUUUAUUUGAGUUACUGCUUGUACGGGCAGACGGACGAAUAGAUAGCUAUCCACAAUGCAAAUCGUUGCAUGGAUGACCACCAGCUUGAGAUAAACAAAACUAACUAUUAUACUCUGCAGUACCAUAUUGCAAGAGUAUAAACGUCUUUCACCUAAUUUUGUGAAAACAGCUCAUAUACAGAUUGAGAUAUUCAAUAUAAAGUAUGUUAUAAUAACGAAAUUAUUGUAUAUGGGAAUAUGUGUAAUGACUAUAUACAUUUUUUGCAUUAAACUAUAGAAUAUUCAAUAUUAAACUUAUUAAAAUACCUUAAUAUUAACCUAUAGAUUCCAAGUACUUUUUGUAGUUUUCAACAGAACCUUUAUAUGAGAAAUAGAA